Molecule: messenger RNA, 1006 nt
Organism: Osmia bicornis bicornis
Lineage: Eukaryota; Metazoa; Arthropoda; Insecta; Hymenoptera; Megachilidae
Product: trypsin-1-like
Exons: 7
Coding region: 66-830 (254 amino acids)
Biological process (GO): proteolysis
Molecular function (GO): serine-type endopeptidase activity
Source: RefSeq, a predicted model, not a curated record
UAUAUAAAAUAGCCAUCAGCGAGAUUUCAGCACACUCUCCUUCGGCGAACGAUUCACACGGAAUUAUGCUCCUAACAACUUUGUCUCUUUUCACACUUUUAUCCCUCACCAACGCUGGGGUGCUGAGAUUUGAUCCUAGGAUCGUGAACGGAGAGGAUGCUAGAGUAGGAGAAAUCCCCUACCAGGUAUCCCUUCAAAAUAAGGGCAAUUCAUUCCAUUUCUGUGGUGGAUCCGUUCUUAAUGAAAACUAUGUUAUCACCGCCGCUCAUUGUGUCUCUGCCAAAACAGCGCCAAAUAUCAAGGUAAUUGUUGGUACGAUAGAUUUGACUGCCCCAAAGUCUGAACACAAUGUUAUGAAAAUCAUCAUUCACGAAAAGUAUAACAAGGAUGAUUCAUGGAAGAACGACAUUGCUCUGCUCAAGGUCGAGAAACCAUUUGUGAAGUCCAAACAAAUUGCCUUUGUUCCACUUCCACCAAAGGACCAACUUGUUAAAGCCAAUGAUAAGGCAGUAGUCUCUGGAUGGGGCACACUUCGGUUAGAUGGUCCCACACCCGUUCACCUACAACGUGUCAACAUCUUGAUCGCCGAUCAAGAGUACUGCAAAAACACAUACAAAGGCAGCCAAAACAUUUAUGAUUCGCAUGUUUGUGCUUAUGACCCAAGCGUAGAGAAGGGAUCAUGCAACGGUGACUCCGGUGGUCCAUUGACUGUCAAUGGAAUACUCACUGGUCUCGUAUCUUGGUCAAGGGGUUGUGCCCGUACUGACUAUCCCAGUGUCUAUACACGUGUAUCAGCUUAUAUUGACUGGAUAAAAUCGCAUGCCGUUUAAAUUCAACCAUCGAAAUAGAAAUCGAACGUAACAAAAGGAAAUGCGACGAGCUCAUUACGAUCAGUCAUUAUGAAAUAUUUUCAUAAUUUGUAUAUUGAAUACAUACACUUUUGGAAUAUUGGAAUAACAUCGAAAUUUAUAAAAAUAUAUUAAAGAACAUCUAAAAUUAAAAUGUA